This is a messenger RNA of Penicillium canescens, 228 nucleotides long. RefSeq lists its product as uncharacterized. The transcript is spliced from 2 exons. NCBI's taxonomy places the organism in Eukaryota, Fungi, Ascomycota, Eurotiomycetes, Eurotiales, Aspergillaceae. The record is from RefSeq and is a predicted model, not a curated record. Bases 1 to 228 code for a protein of 75 amino acids.
AUGGAUUUACUCAUGCUCACACCAACACAGCUUGAGGUGGAUCUCAAGUUGGACCGAGAACAGCCAGUCUAUUCGGAUCGAGAUACAGUCUCAGGCGAAGUCAUUUUGCAAACUGAUUCCCCUGCCGAUAUAUCGUCAAUCUCUCUGAGCCUAUCAGCCGUAGCAAUCGCACGCCUCAAGGAUGGCAGACGCGCAGAAGUCCACCAGGGUUUGCUCACCAACCAGUGA